This is a messenger RNA of Bactrocera neohumeralis, 4894 nucleotides long. RefSeq lists its product as uncharacterized. The record is from RefSeq and is a predicted model, not a curated record. The coding region runs from base 3642 to 4784 and encodes 380 amino acids. The transcript has 4 exons. Lineage: Eukaryota; Metazoa; Arthropoda; Insecta; Diptera; Tephritidae.
UUCUGCUUGAUAUAUAUUCGGUAUAAGUUGAAUGCAUAUUGAUUGAUAGAUCUCUUUAGUAAAACACAAUAUUUUCGUUUUGAGUGACAAUUACAAUUUUGAUCUUACCCAAUUCUUCAAAAGUUAUAUUCAAUUUUAAACUAUCGUCAUCUGAAAUAAUAUCUCUACUUAAGAGGUUAUUUUGGCUCGUCAUUAUGAUCUCUUUUUUUCUUACGAUAUUAGUCUCAAUAUACAUUGAAUUACCCAACAGUUUGUUUGUCCAUCGUUCUUUUGCUAUUUUAUUUAAUUCUGAGCUAACUGCGUUAAUAUUCUGAAACAAUUUCCUGUAGUGAUUAUAUUGGUAUUAUCACUAAUGGCUUUAAUUUUGUAGUUACAUUUUUCAUUAAUGUUUUUCUGAACAUUGAUUUGUUCAAUUGCAUUGUGGGCAUUGAUUGUGUUUAUUUCUAAUUUGCCUUCUAUUUCUUGACGGUCUUCGUCGUCCAUGACACCAUAAAUAUAUUUAAGAGCUGUCCCUAUAAUAUUAACUAAUCCUCUUUUCUCAAUUCUAUGAUGCGGGGUGAGUGUAUACUAUAUAUCUGAGUUCUUAAUUUUAGCCAUUACAAGCGGAUUCGGUUCCUUUUCUUUGAGUGCCAUCUCCUCUAAAUUGUCAACUAUUUCUUUGUACAUUGUUAAUAGGAUAUGUAAUUCUGUCGUAUCUUUCAACCAACUUUACUUUUUGUAGGUUCAGAAGGGAAUAUCCAUUCCCGUGAUUGAGAUCCAUGAUUUCGAUUUGAGCUGUGAUGAAUGGAAUCGCCGUAUAAAUUAUGAUGAUGUAUAACAUUGUGAACCUAAAGGAUUUGAAUAUUUAAUAUUAUCUUUAUGAAUUAUUCUGUUUCUGUUUUGUAUUUUAACUGUAUUUCCUAAAUCUUCUAAUACUACUUGUUUUUUGUAUUUGGGGUUUAAUUUAUUUCUUUCCCCAUAUAUUUUUUCAUAUAUAAAACUUCCUGUUUGAUAAUUAUUUUGAAGCCUUUUAUUGUUAUGAUGCUCUAGCAUUUUCUCUUGUGCAUUUUGCAACUCAUUUCCAUAUUUUCGUGAGGUCAUUUAUUAAAUAAUAUGUUGCAAAAUUACUAAUUAAGCUGUGCUCUUGCUUUAAACAUCUUGUUAUGAUGCUCUAGCAUUUUCUCUUGUGCAUUUUGCAACACAUUUUUCAUAUAUUCGUGAGGUCCUUUAUUAAAUAAUAUGUUGCAAGGUUGUUUACCUGUAACAGAAUGCAUUUUUUUUAUUAUAGGCUAUGUUCGUAAAUGCAUCAUGACGCGCAUCAUGACGAUUGCAUAACAAACAGAACGUUCAGAAAUGCCAAUAUUGCAGCACUGCAAUUAUCAAGCGUUCAAAAAGACAACACUUCUAUCAGCUGUCACUCAUAAUUUCUAUAAAAAAAAUUGUUUACUGCAUUUAACUACGAUGUCUGACGAAAAUGAAAAUCUCAGUAAUGCGGAGACACAGUUAUUGCUGAGAGUACGGUAGAAUAUAGAGGACGAGUUUAAAUCGGGUAGAAGGAAAAAAAAUGUAUUGUGGAAGAAAGUUGUGACCGAAGUUAAAAAUGUAAAUGAAAACAAUAAAAAUUAAAAUGAAGUUCAUCAGAAAAAGUAAUAAAAAAAUUAUUCAAAUAAAGGAAGGUGAGGUAAAGUAAAUUUUUUAUGAUGCAAAAAUAGUGGUAAAAUAGUUUCUUCUAUCGAUUCCAUUGAUAUCAUCUGAAUCAACGGGGGCAUCUUGAAUUCCUUCGAUUUCAUUGUUGGUUUCCAUAUCGGCAUGUGUUAUUGCAUCGUUAAUAUGUUCAGAAUAACCUCCCUUAUUUAUGAUAAAAUUGUGUAAGAUAGCACAAGCGAGUAUUACAUUAGAUGUGGUUUUAAUGCUCGAAGCUUCAAUAUAAUUUAAAAUUUUAAACUGUUUCUUAAAAAUCCCGAAAGUUUGUUCUAUAAAUACUUUGUCUUUUAAAAGACAAACAUUUGUACCUACAAAUUUUUUUUUUGACUUGAAUACCCUUUUUCUUAAAUUUAAAGAAAAUCUAUCAUUUCUUUGUUCACAAAUUUCGUCUAGUGUUAGAUUCAGCAAAAUUUCCAUUUUAGUGUUAUACGCGUUCAAAAAUGCAAACAAAUGUAUCUGCAAAUUGUCAAAAAUUGUAUAAGAAUUAUCAAACGUCAAACUUGCAGUGUUGCUACUGUUGCUUAUGCUGCAAGUCAUGAUGCAUUUACGAACAUAGCCAUACUGUUGAACUGCUCUCAUAAUUGAUUCAAAAUUACUAAUUAAGCUGUGCUCUUGCUUUAAACGUCUGGAGAUUUCAAUCAGUGUUGAAUAAACUCUUUCUAUUUGGCCAUUACUUGUACUGUGGCGUGUAAAUUUGUACAUUUAUCUUUUUCAUUAAAGACUUGAACUGUAUCGUACUUAAGCCUGGUUCAUUAUCAAUAACUAUACUUUUAACAUUUGAAAAUGUUUGUAACAGUUCCAAAACUUUUUCUUCUAAAUUUUAUUUGUCUUCUAUAUGUUUUACGAUUAGAAAUUUGGUAUAUGAAUCUAUACAUGUAAGAAAUUUAAGCUUUUGUGCGAAUCUAUAAGGAGUUGUUCUCCCUCUUUUUUUUUUGGUAUUGGUGCUUCCCCUAUUGGGAUUAGUUUAGGAUGUCUUUCAGUUUUAUUACUAUUACAUAUGCUACAAUUUUUUGCAAUUGUUUUAUCAUUAAAUAAUAUUUCUGCUUAAUUUGUGACAAAUUUUUCAUAUAAUUUCUAUGCGCUCUAUUAUGUGUUUGCUCAAUUAUCGUUCCUUGAUCUUCUUUAUGGAUGGAGUCAUGUGUAAAAGUUCUCUGAUCGCCAUUCACUUGGGAGUGGCCAGAAAAGAUUCUUUUUCAUAUGACUCACGACUUCCGGUCAUUGACCAAGUAUCCUCUGGCUAGCCUAAGAACAUCCGUUCGAAGGCGAGCUAAAGUGAGAAGGCGAAAUAUCCCCCACAUAGGGUUGUGCGUUUGGGACCCGCCACGUAAAAAAAAACACCCCAAUGAAAGGAAGCAACAAGCCUCGGAUGAGAGAUCCCCUUUUGAUGACGACCAUGGCAAACGAAAUAAGGACUACGAUUUAAGGGCAUGCACCAUGAAUGUCCGGUCCCUUAAUUGGGAAGGUGCCGCUGCCCAGCAGGUUGAUGUCCUCGCGAAAAUAAAGGCUGACAUCACCGUCGUCCAAAAAAUGCGAUGGACGGGACAAGGAUAGAGACGAGUAGGUCCUUGUGGCAUUUACUACAGUGGCCAUAUAAAGGAGCGCAAGUUUGGUGUUGGAUUCGUGGUGGGAGAGAGACUCCGUCGCCGAGUACUAUCAUUCACUCCGGUGAAUGAACGUCUAGCCACAAUCCGCAUCAAAGCGAUGUUCUUCAACAUAUCGCUGAUCUGCGCCCACGCUCCGACGGAUGAGAAGGACGAUGUGACCAAAGAUGCCUUUAUGAGUGCUUGGAACGCACUUAUGAGAGAUGCCCCCGCCACGAUGUCAAAAUCGUGCUUGGCGACUUUAACGCCAGGGUGGGCAAAGAAGGUAUCUUUGGCACUACGGUCGGUAAAUUCAGCCUCCACGAGGAAACAUCCCCAAAUGGGUUGAGGCUGAUCGACUUCGCCGGGGCCCGAAAUAUGGUUAUCUGUAGUACUAGAUUCCAGCACAAAAAAAUUCAUCAAGCUACCUGGCUGUCUCCGGAUCGAAAAACUACCAACCAGAUCGAUCAUGUUGUGAUAGACGGAAGACACGUCUCCAGUGUUUUAGAUGUGCGUGCGCUCCGAGGUCCUAACAUCGACUCGGACCACUAUCUUGUUGCAGCCAAGAUUCGCACCCGCCUCUGUGCAGCAAAAAACGCACGCCAACAAACACAAGGAAGGUUCGACGUCGAAAAGCUGCAAUCACAACAGACUGCCGAACGAUUUUCUACUCGGCUUGCACUCCUGCUCUCUGAGAGCACUCAUCAACAACUCGGUAUAAGGGAACUGUGGGACGGCAUUUCAAACUCCUUACGUACAGCUGCAUCCGAAACCCUUGGUUUUCGGAAAGUGCAAAAGAACAACUGGUACGACGAGGAGUGCCGCGCCGCAGCGGAGAGAAAACAGGCUGCCUACCUCGCAACGUUACGAUCGACCACUACACGUGCGGGAUGGGAUAGAUACCGAGAGUUGAAGAGGGAAGCGAGACGCAUUUGCAGACAGAAGAAGAAAGAGGCUGAAAUGCGUGAGUACGAAGAGCUUGAUAAGCUGGCCGACAGGGGUAAUGCUCGAAAAUUCUACGAAAAAAUGCGGCGGCUUACGGAAGGUUUCAAGACCGGAGCAUAUUCCUGUAGAACCCCCAAAGGUGAUCUAGUCACUGAUGCCCAGAGCAUACUUAAAUUAUGGAGGGAACACUUCUCCAGCCUGCUGAAUGGCAGUGAACGCACAACGCCAGGAGAAGGCGAACCCGAUUCCCCAAUCGAUGACGAUGGAGCAGACGUUCCAUUACCCGACCAUGAAGAAGUUCGAAUAGCAAUUGCCCGCCUGAAGAACAACAAAGCGGCGGGGGCCGAUGGAUUACCGGCCGAGCUAUUCAAACACGGCGGCGAAGAACUGAUAAGGAGCAUGCAUCAGCUUCUUUGUAAAAUAUGGUCGGACGAAAGCAUGCCCAACGAUUGGAAUUUAAGUGUGCUAUGCCCAAUCCAUAAAAAGGAGACCCCACAAUCUGCGCCAACUACCGUGGGAUUAGCCUCCUCAACAUCGCAUAUAAGGUUCUAUCGAGCGUAUUGUGUGAAAGAUUAAAGCCCACCGUCAACAAACUGAUUGGACCUUAUCAGUGUGGCUUCAGACCUGGAAAAUCAACAACCGACCAGAUAUUCACCAUGCGCCAAAUCUUGGAAAAGACCCGUGAA